UCACUUAGAGAUUUCAACAAAGAGAAAAAGAAAGAGAGAGAGUUUUAGAAGAGCUUUAGUUAACAAAAGUGAAAAAGUAAAGGCAAGCUUACUCACUCAAGGCAAAGAUGAUCAAGUUGAGGUCAACAAAGAAGUACUUUGGAAGAAGCAGCUCUAAGCUUAGCAGUAAAGCACUAAAAGGAGCUGAAAAUCAAAAGGAAUUGGGAGCAAAUAAUAAUAUUGCUGAAAUCAAAUGGGAGCUUAGGCCAGGUGGUAUGCUUGUUCAAAGGAGAGAAAGUGGUCAAAGUGAUGGAGAAGGACUAAUUACCAUUAGAGUCUCCACUGUCUCACAAUGGCAUGACAUAUCUAUUGAAUCCACUUCUACUUUUGGGGAAUUGAAGAUGAUAUUGUCAUUGGUGACUGGUAUGGAGCCAAGAGAACAAAGGCUAUUGUUCAAAGGGAAAGAGAGAGAUGAUGGUGAUUACUUACACAUGGUUGGGGUUAGAGACAAGGACAAAGUGCUCUUGCUACAAGAUCCAGCUAUCAAGGAAAUGAAGCUUCUUGCCCAACCCAUUACAAACUCUUGCUAUACCAUUAGGGUAUGAUAAAAAAAAAAAAAAAAAACCCCAUUAAAUAUAAAAAAUAUUGCUCAACAACUAACCACUUAAAAAUAUUAAAAAAAAAAACUAGUAGUGAAAUAUGGUGAUGGUUCUAUUAUUAGCACCGGAGCUUGGUAGAUUCUUAACGAGGCACUUUUAUUAGUGUGUCAUUUUAUGUCGGCCGGGGAAAUUAAAAAUAUGCAAAAAUAUGUGUGUAAGCUGGUUGAUGCAUAUAUAUCUGCAUCAUUUUCCCAUAGUUUACAUCUGUUUGUUUGUAUUUUUUUUUUUUUUUUUAUGUAGUAGAUGUUGAUUUCCAUGUAAUGAAAUGUGUAAAUCUUUAAUGGUAUUUGCUUUUGGCCAAAUUGAGCCUCAA
Humulus lupulus (European hop) is the source of this 951-nucleotide messenger RNA. Its product is annotated as BAG family molecular chaperone regulator 3. NCBI's taxonomy places the organism in Eukaryota, Viridiplantae, Streptophyta, Magnoliopsida, Rosales, Cannabaceae. The coding region runs from base 108 to 584 and encodes 158 amino acids. The record is from RefSeq and is a predicted model, not a curated record. The transcript is spliced from 2 exons. Gene Ontology annotation, molecular function: protein binding.